AUGCAGAGCCCUUCACCUCCUCCUCUGAAGCAUCCAGCUCAAGAGGAUGAUUGUAUGCUUGCUCCAAUCACUCCCAGAAAGAAUGCGUCCGAGGUCGCUGUCUCUCCAGUCCCAGACUCUAGACCUACAAUUGGCAAAGGCCGAUGCAUUACACCUGACAGUGUUUGCCAGCCACCAGCAAAGAGGAGACGCAAAUGCCGCUCCGGGCGGCGUCUUGAAAAGGGUUUAAGCUUGGAUAAUAUAAUCCCAACUCCAACUCGGCAGGGAGGAAGUCUGAAGAGAGUCUUGCGUAAAAAGCAUGUCUCACCUCUUGCAAAGGCACGCUACUCAACUCGAACUGCUGUCAAUGGCGGAAGGCGAAUCAACUACGAUGUGAAAAAGCAAUAUGAUAUGAUGCUCGGCCGUGGCUGGCUCAGUCAAGGCGUGAAGAGAGCUCAUAGCUUCAACACUAGCGACGAUGCUGCAACUACUGAAGGUGAUUCGUCAUUGGCUUAUCUUUCAGGGCUAGAUCAACCUGAGAUUUACAGCUCGCCAUUUGCCAAGCCUAUUCCGCGCAGCUGGGCGGAGCUGAAUCCUUUUGAUAAGCGCAUUUAUUUGCUUCAGAAAGGCGAUUCGCCUUUUGACCGGCCUAUUCCAAAGCUCUGGCCUGAAGUGGUGAAUCUACUCCUCGACGAGAAGCUAUUGACUGAGAGUCAGCUUGAAAAUGCUGGUGGUGAAGAUGCUAUCGCUCAACGCUUUGAAGCCAUUCGCAGUAAUCUUCGAAACUGCGUGGAAGGGAGUAAUGAUUCCAAGGCUACAGACCACUCUGGACUUGACAAUUUCAGAGAGAUUGGUCUAUUCGAUCUUAAUGAUCCAGAAGCCGAUUGGACCUGCAAGAAUCAGGGAGACAUUCGUUACAUCUAUAAGAGAAGCGUGAAUGAUAAGUACGAUGAAUCUGGCAUCGACGCGGAUGAAGAGCUAUCUUCAUUCUGCGAUGCCGUGAUUCAUGAAGACGAUCCGGAGGAUUCUUCUGUUGACUCCGAUUAUGGAGAGAGAUUGUUCACCGAUGAGGCCAGUGUAAACCACGGGUUCGUAAAUCUCGCCGGCGCGGCUCUGGGAAAGCUUGGACUUGAUGCAGAGAUUCCAGACUCCCAAGAGGAUUGCCCUUUGACUGAGCGCACCUAUGGGCUGCGCAGGAAUGGUCUGAGUGAAUACGACAUUGCGGAACGCGUCUGUGGUAUCGACCAUCCUGUUUGUGGAGGAGACUGUCAUUUUGUUGAGCGCCUUUGGGGCCUAAGUCUCUCUUCUAAGAAGCUGCCGCAACCUGACGAAGAAGAAAUCCAGAUUCCAAUUGAAAGAGACACUGAUGGCGUCAAGGAAGGAGCAUUCGGCGUGCCUAAACAAGAAAGCCAUGACGCAUUUUCUCUUCCAGUCCCACCCAAGAAGAGAUCUGCAAAGUCCAAGCGGCUGCAAAAGAAGAGGAGAUCUGAUUUUCAAAUCUACGAAGACCCUGUCGACAUGGAAUGUGACGACCACAAGGACCCGGUUCAGAUGAUGGACCUGCCCAAGGAAAACUUUGCAGAGGUCCUAGAAAUCGAAGACACUGAUGUGGUUCGUGAGCUCAUGGACGGCACGAACCCUCGCGCUUCCAUUCAACAGAGGCGUGCUGCACGUCAAGGAUUGGCCAGCGCACCGGGGCUGAACAGAAUGACGCCUGCGCUUCGGACAGUACAAGAGUCUCCUGAGCCUGAGAUUGAGCAUGAUUUUGUCAUAAAUAUUCCUCGAGCAAGUUCAUUUGGUCAUGGAACCAUGGCGAGGGAGAAUGACCAUCGCAUGGCACUUCUCGUUGUUGAAAGUACUGGACAUGCCAUGCCGAGAACUCUCCGGUGA
Molecule: messenger RNA, 1869 nt
Organism: Xylona heveae TC161
Lineage: Eukaryota; Fungi; Ascomycota; Xylonomycetes; Xylonales; Xylonaceae
Exons: 5
Coding region: 1-1869 (622 amino acids)
Source: RefSeq, a predicted model, not a curated record